UAUUGUUGAUAGUAUUGAAUUACCAAAUCGUGGUAGAUGUAAAGUAUUUAUGGCAAAAUAUAAUUAUGAUCCAUAUAAACAUUCACCAAAUGAUAAUCCUGAAACUGAAGUAACAUUAUUAGCUGGUGAUUUUAUACUUAUAUUUGGUAAUAUUGAUGAAGAUGGUUAUUAUUAUGGUGAAUUAUUAGAUGGUCGUCGUGGUUUAGUACCAUCAAAUUUUAUUGAAAAAUUAACCGGUGAUGAUUUGUUUGAAUUUCAAGCACGUGUUUUAUAUGGUCAUAAUAAAGAUAAUGAAUCAGAUACAGCUAGUUUUCCACCAGAAUUUUAUGAUGCUAUUCUAAGUGAACAAAUUGGUCAUACUAGUUUUCAACAUCUUCUUGCACCGGAUGAUUUUCAUCGUAUCAAUGAUUAUAUUGAUUUAGAAGAUGCAACUGAAAUUGAUGAAGAUGUUUCUGAACCGGAAAGAGCUGAACAAGAAGCUGCCAAAACUACAGUUCCACCACCACAACGUUUAAUUGUUGAAAGACAAUUACAUAAAAGUGUUCUUAUUGGAUGGUUACAUCCAGAAUGUCCACGUACAAUGAUUGAUCAUUAUCAAAUUUAUGUUGAUGGUGUACAUAAAGCAACAAUACCAGCUGGUGAUAGAACUAAAGCCCUUGUUGAAGGUGUUGAUUCAUCAAUGCCACAUCGUAUCAGUAUUAGAGCCAUUGAUCGUAAUGGUCGUCAUUCAAAAGAUCCAGGAUGUACAAUAGUGAUUGGAAAAAGUUUGUUUGAUAAAAUUUUUUCUUUCUUUGAUAAUUUUCAUUUUAUUGUUGUUUUAGAUAUACCAUUUGCACCUUGUUGUGUAAAAGCAUCAAAUAUAACAUCCGAUUCAGCAUUAAUAUCAUGGAUACCAUGUAAUUCAAAUUUUUAUCAUGUUGUUGCUGUUAAUAGUGUUGAAGUUCGUACUGUAAAGCCAAGUGUCUUUAAACAUUUAAUUGUUGGCCUAUCAGCAAAUACAUUAUAUCGUGUUUCAGUUCGUGCCAAACCUGGAAAAUUAUUAUGUAGUGAUGAAAAAAAUCCUAAAAAAUUAGAAAUGUUAACAACAUUUGUUGAUUUUCGUACACUACCAAAAAGUCUUCCAGAUCCACCAGUCGAUAUACAAGUUGAAGCUGGUCCACAAGAAGGUACAUUAUUAGUUACAUGGCUUCCAAUUACAUUGAAUCAAUUUGGUACAUCAAAUAAUUGUCCAGUAACUGGUUAUGCUGUUUUUUCUGGACAUAAAAAAUUAGCUGAAAUUGAUAGUCCAACUGGUGAUCAUGCAUUAUUAGAUAUAGCAUCAUUGGAACAUUUACAUAAAAAAUUAAUUACUGUACGAACAAAAUCUGGUGAAAAUUUAUCACAAGAUUCAAUGCCUUGUCAGAUACCAGAUGAUUUACUUAAAUUACAAUUAAUUGCCAAUCAAACUAAUCAACCAUUAAUGAAAAGGACACAGAUUAUAAUGAAUCAAUCAGAUUCUACGGAAUCGGAUACAGAUUUAAAUCGUUUAAUACAAAUGGUUACUAGACAUAGUAAAGAAUUUGAAAAUUUAAUAGUUUCACAAUCACAAUCACAAUCUCAACAACAACAGCUACUACAACAACAACAACAACAACAACAACAAGAUCAACAACAAAAACAAAUGAUCUAUAUGAAUCAGAAUACCCAAUAUGAUAUGAGACAUCGUCAAAUGUUAACUAAUCGACAACAACAACAACAACAAACAGCUAAUGUUAAUCGUAUGAUUAGUGGUAAUCGAAAUCGUAAUAUACAUUCAUCAUCCGGUUUACAUAUAAAUGAUAAUAAUAUGACACGUAUGACAAUACCUGCAAUUGAAAUAACAAAAGAAACACCAAGCGAAAGUGUACAACCAAUGGAAAGUUAUUCGGAAGAAGAAUUUGAUCAUUCAAUGAAACAACGUGUUUAUAGUGGUGGUAAACAACGUACAACCGGUAUAUCACCAAUACCACCACAAAGAACAAGAGUUUUAAGUGAAUAUGAAAGAUCAAAUCUAGGUCCUUAUAAUCAAUUGACAACAUCAACAGCACAUCGUAGACAAUUAAAUCAACGUGAUCGUGAACAUGGUGUACGUUGGUUUGUUGCAUUAUUUGAUUAUGAUCCAAUGACAAUGUCACCAAAUCCGGAUGCAGCUGAAGAAGAAUUACCAUUUCAAGAAGGACAACUGAUAAAGAUUUAUGGUGAUAAAGAUGCUGAUGGUUUUUAUCGUGGUGAAUGUAAUGGUAGAAUUGGUUAUGUACCAUGUAAUAUGGUUUCCGAAGUACAAUAUGAUUUAGAAAAUGAUCCAAGAUUUCGUAAUAAUCCAAAUGAUCCAUUAUCACAUUUACCAAUAAGAAAAAUGAUUGCACUUUAUGAUUAUGAUCCACAAGAAUUAUCACCAAAUUUUGAUACAGAGACGGAAUUGGCAUUUAGAACUGGCGAUAUAAUCUAUGUUUAUGGUGAUAUGGAUGAAGAUGGAUUUUAUAUUGGUGAAGCAAAUGGAAUGCGUGGUUUAGUACCAUCAAAUUUUCUUGCCGAUGCUGGACCAGUUGAUUCAUCAUCAGUAGCCGUAGCAGCAGCAGCAGCCGGAGCAACAACAUCAUCAACAAAUCCAACAAACGUUCGUCAUGUAAAAAUGAUGUCAGCAACAGGUCAACAACAACAACAAAUGUCCGGACAAUUACAGGCAAAUCGUCAAAUGAAUACUAUGACCAAUAUGGGACAUGGUCAAUUAAUGACAACAACAGGUGGAAUGAUUAUGGGUCAACAAUUAGGCCAAAUGCAACAACAACAACAACAACCAGGCACUGUUUCCCAACAACAAUUUCAACAAGGCCUUCAACAACAACAGCAGCCAUACAAUCAAAUCGGACAACAACAAAAUUUCAGCCAAACAGGACAAACAACAACAGGCAAUUUAUUUCAAAAUACCCAACAACAACCGACACAACAAGGAUUAUCCCAACAGCAAAUGUUAAUGCAACAGCAGCAGCCUCAUUUACAACAACAACAAACAAACCAUCAACAACAAUAUCAACAAACCGGAACACAAUCAACAACAUUAAUGCAAACUGGUCAACAAGGUAUUCACAAUCCACAACAACAACAACAACAAAUGUUUCAACAAGGCCAACAACAACAACAAGGUACAUUCCAACAGCAACCGCAACAUUUAACUACCCAACAACAGCUUAUAGCACAACAACAACAAACAAAUCAAUCAAUGAUGGGUCGUGUUAUGAGACAACAAAAUCCAAUGAUCAAUAUGACAGGUAUACAUCAUCAAGGACAAAUAGGACAACAAGGCCAAUACAAUCCAAUGUUUCAAGGUCCUGGUACUAAUUUAGGAAAUAAACAAAGACCAAAUAGUUUAGAUUUAAAUAUGUCAACAACACCAAGAUUUGGUCAACAAAUGGUUAAUCAAACUGGUUUAGGACCAAGUGGACCAAUGAUUACUGGUGGUGGUGGUCAAUCUGGUCAAUUACAAAAUCAACAACAACAACAACAAUCAACCGGUAUGUUGGGUAGUUUAUUUGCAUCAGGUAAAAAAAUAUUGGAAGAAGCAACAACACCAUUAGGUGCACGUGGACCAUUUGCACAUCCAAAUCAACAACAUCAACCAAUGAUGGGUCAUCAUCAACCACAAUCAACAAUGUCAACAACAACAACAGCGAUGCAACAAAAUCCAAUGAUUAUUGGACAACAGCAACCACAGCAUCCUCAACAUCCACAACAACAACAACAACAAACACAAAUGAAUUUUAUUGGUCAACAACAACAACCACAACAUCCACAAUCAGCAUUUAAUCCAAUGAUGGCUAAUCAAACAAAUCAACCUGGACAACCACCAGCUGGUACAAUAAUGAAUACAAUGAAAAGUUUAUUUAAAUUAUGAUCAAAUUUGAUCUGGCCAGCAAGAGAUUAUUUCAAGAUGAAACAAACAAACGUAAAAAAAAUUGUCUGUUGCCAAAAACAAAACAGACAAAAUAUUUGUUCUGUUUCUGUUUUCAAGUGUGCCUUAAAAUCAUUGACCUCCCAAAUUUGAUUUGUUUUGUUUCCCAUGAUUCUGUUUUCUACGUGAUUCUCUUUCUCUUUAUCAUCGUUGUUCUU
Dermatophagoides pteronyssinus (European house dust mite) is the source of this 4125-nucleotide messenger RNA. RefSeq names its product RIMS binding protein (gene Rbp). The record is from RefSeq and is a predicted model, not a curated record. Gene Ontology annotation, biological process: neuromuscular synaptic transmission. Gene Ontology annotation, molecular function: protein binding. Lineage: Eukaryota; Metazoa; Arthropoda; Arachnida; Sarcoptiformes; Pyroglyphidae.